AUGGAAGGUUCAAUGGUUUAUUCUCGUUACGACAUUGUGGCAGCUCUGGCUGAAUUCUUCGGAACUGCUUAUUUCUUAUUUAUGGGUGUUGGAGGAUGUGCUACCAUGAUAUCUUUUGCUCCUACUAUAGCUCCUCUUGCUGUUCCCUUUGCAUUUGGUUGGUCAUUGUUUGUAAAUGUAUGGAUUUGGUCUCCUAUUUCUGGUGGAGUAUUAAACCCUGCUAUAACCAUUGCAAUGAUGGUCACCAAUAAUUUGACAAUUAUACGUGGCGCUUUAUAUAUAAUUGCUCAAUUUGCGGGUGCUCUUCUCGGAAGUUUUUUAAUUAAUGUCAUGUUACCUAAUACCAAUCAAGGCGCCGCUUAUAAUGCAUCUACUGUUUUGAAUACCGUGUCACCAGCCCAAGGAUUCUUUUUAGAAAUGUUUGCUACCUCAGUACUAACUAGCGCAGUGUUCUGGCUUGCCACAGAAGAGGCAGGUGGAUCCACAGCAGCAUUUGGUAUUGGAAUGGCUUUAUUCAUUUCCGCAAUUGCAACUGGUCCAUAUACUGGAGCAAGUUUAAAUCCUGCCAGAACCUUUGGACCAUCAAUAGUUUCGGGUAACUAUGGUGAUAGUUAUUGGAUUUAUUAUAUUGGACCAAUACUUGGUGCACUUUUGGCAGCAGCCUAUUGGGGUAUAUUCACGAAAUUAGAAUACGAAAAAUGUUCACCAGAAAAGAAAACCAAGAAGAAGAAGGAUAGUAAUAAUAAUGUGGAUGCAAAACGUGAAUUUGAAUCGAAUGAAACUGUUUAG
Diversispora eburnea is the source of this 789-nucleotide messenger RNA. The record is from the annotation of a GenBank genome assembly. Lineage: Eukaryota; Fungi; Glomeromycota; Glomeromycetes; Diversisporales; Diversisporaceae.